This is a messenger RNA of Talaromyces amestolkiae, 1539 nucleotides long. RefSeq lists its product as uncharacterized. Lineage: Eukaryota; Fungi; Ascomycota; Eurotiomycetes; Eurotiales; Trichocomaceae. The transcript is spliced from 5 exons. The coding region runs from base 1 to 1539 and encodes 512 amino acids. The record is from RefSeq and is a predicted model, not a curated record.
AUGAGAUUCCGCUGGGCUACCGGCCUCUUGGUCGUGCUAGCUACUUCUGAAGCUGUCGGUGCUAGCAACUGGUUCAGUAGGUCUGUGUACAAUAGCUGGCAUGAGACUGAGCUUGAGAGAUGGCUCGCCGACCAUGACAUCCCCUUCCCAACACCUGCCGACCGCAAAGACUUGGAGAAGUUGGUCAAAAACAACUGGAAUGCCAAGGUACAGGCGCCUAUUGCCGACGUCUCUGACACGGCUUCAGACCACUUAAGCAAUGUCAAGGAAUGGAUUUUUGAUAGCUGGACUGAAUCUCGUCUGAAAGCUUUCCUUGAUCGUCACAGUAUCCCAGCCCCUCAGCCACGUAAGCGUGACACACUCCUCCGCGCCGCGCGUGAGAACUACGAGACUGUCGCAAAGAAGCUUGGCGAGACUGCUGCCUAUCCCGGAAACUGGUUGUACUCAGAAUGGAGUGAUUCGGAUCUCAAGGAAUGGCUUGACGCCCGUGGAUGGCCUGUUCCGCAACCUACUACUCGUGACCGUCUUAUUGCAGCUGUUCGACGCCAGUCUCGCCUUGCUAGCCUCGCUGCUCAGCAAUCUGCUGCUUCACUUUCGGCCUCCGCAGCUGCUACUGAGCAAACCCUCAGUGAAGCUCUCUUUGACGCCUGGUCUGACUCUAAUUUGAAGAAGUUCCUCGAUGAGCAUGGUGUCAAGGUACCUCAAGGUUCGAAGCGCAAUGAGCUCAUCGCCUUGGCUCGCAAGAACCGAAAAUACCUCACUAACCAAGCCUCGUCAAUUUCUGCAUCUGCCGCUAGCGCAUACGGUGCUGCUACUUCCAAGGCCGGGAAUGAGUAUGCACAAGCAACUGAAGAUGCGCAGCUCAAGGCUGAAGACGCAUUUGAUGCAGCAGCAGCACAAUGGUCUGACUCUCGAUUAAAGGCAUUUUUGGAUGCACGUGGCGUUCCUGUGCCUCAGCACUCGAAGCGCGAUGAGCUGCUUGCCAAGGUCCGACUCCACAAGCACAAGGCUGCUACUGGUUACAGCGCCUGGACAUUUGAUACCUGGACCAUUGAUAACUUAAAGAAAUAUUUGUCGUCUGUGAACAACAAAUACGCAAAGAAAGCCGAUGCCACGCGCGAGGAACUUCUCAAGCAAGCUCAAGAACAAUACGCAAAGGCAUCCAAGUCUGGAGGCACUCACUAUGCUUCCGCUACUUCGUACCUUGCUCAGGCCACCGCCGCAGCUAAGAAAGAUACUUUUGACGAAUGGUCCGAGUCUGAUUUGAAGAGCUACCUCGACUCAUACGGUAUUCCCACAUAUCAGGGUUCUCAUAUUAAUGAAUUCCGUGCCGCCGUCCGUCGUAAUGCUCAGUACUUCCGCUAUGGCACCAGCACCCCGACUCAGACAAUCUUUGCUCGCAUUCAACAGGGCGCUGGGUGGCUGCUUGAUCAGUUGAAAUUUGGUGCUGCCGUAGGCCGCGCCCAAGGUCAGGAUGCCGCUGAGUCUGCCAAGUCAAAGGCAGCAGAAGCUACUCAAAAGAUACGAGAGGAAUUGUAA